This is a messenger RNA of Menidia menidia (Atlantic silverside), 7787 nucleotides long. The record is from the annotation of a GenBank genome assembly. Lineage: Eukaryota; Metazoa; Chordata; Actinopteri; Atheriniformes; Atherinopsidae.
AAACGGUGACCGAUAGUUACCUCUGCUUCUGCUCUUCUCUGCUCCGCAUCGGGCUGCGCUAUAAAACCCUGGUGGAGGAGAAAAAACACUUUUGUCAGAUACUGAGACAGAACAACCAGGAGGACCACAACGUUAGGCGAACCUCCACUAUUUCUGGUUUGUCGAAGACGUCGAAUUUUCACAGAAGAGUGGAUAAACAAAACAAGAUAAAGUGAGGAGCUGGAGUGUUCUCAGUGAGGCUGGGAAGACAGCAGUAUGGCAGUCUUCACUCAACUGGGUUUACUGCUAUGGAAGAACUUCACCUACCGACGGAGACAGACUAUCCAGCUGCUGAUUGAGAUCAUCUGGCCCCUGUUCAUCUUUUUCAUCCUGAUAUCAGUGCGGAUAUAUUACCCACCCUAUGAACAACAUGAAUGUCACUUCCCCAACAAGGCCAUGCCCUCAGCAGGUACCUUGCCCUGGGUACAGGGCAUCAUCUGCAAUGCCAACAACCCCUGCUUUCGUAAUCCUACCCCUGGAGAGAGUCCCGGGGUAGUGGGGAAUUUUAAUGACUCUAUAAUUUCCCGUCUUUUCGACGAUGCCAAGAAGAUCCUGCUUUACUCUCAGAACGAUAAAAGCUAUGAGGGCUACAAAGGACUUCUUAGGGCCCUCAGGAAGCUUCAGAAGAACUCUGCACGUUUCAAGUUGAAGGACUUCUUGCGAGACAAUGAGACUCUCUCCCACUUUCUGCAUCACAAUGCGUCUCUCCCUCACCAUGCUCUCAAGCACAUUAUCGAGGCUGAUGUCAACUUAGAGAAGGUGCUGACUAAAGGUUUUGGAUUCCAUCUUAGAGACCUCUGCAACACCACACCUCUGGAAGAGUUUGUCCACAUCGCAGAUCGUAAUGUGUCGCUUUUGACUCAAGAAAUAAUCUGCAAGUCAUCCAGCGACUGGCUGGAUAAGGCUCAGAGUCACUUCCUCUCAAACCUGGACUUUCUCAAACCCCUUCGGAAGGAUGUGAGGUCAGACCCCAAAGUGGUUCAGGAGGUCUCAGCUGCAGCUGACAAUCUUCUGGAGAGCCUGGGAGCACUGGGAGUGGAGCUUGCCAGCAUGAAGAGUUGGAAGGAUAUGCGAAAGGAGAUCCUGUACUUAACUGCGAAUGCCACGGGGUCUCCAAAUCAGAUGUACCAGGCCGUGUCACGCAUCGUCUGUGGACACCCAGAGGGGGGCGGCCUGAAAAUUAAAUCGCUCAACUGGUAUGAAGACAACAACUACAAGGCCCUGUUUGGAAACCAUGGAAAUGACAGUGACAGUGAACACAUCUCCACUUACGACAACUCCUCAACACCCUAUUGUAACAACAUGAUGAGGAGCCUGGAGUCCAGCCCCAUUUCCAGGAUGAUCUGGCGAGCUCUGAAACCUCUCCUCAUGGGCAAGAUCCUGUACACCCCAGACACUCCAGCAACACAGAGGAUCAUCCACGAGGUCAACAAGACCUUCCAGGAGCUUGGCGUGCUGAGGGACCUUGGGGGAAUGUGGGAGGAGAUGAGGCCUAAAUUUUGGAAUUUCAUGGAGAACAGUGAGGAAAUGGACUUGGUCAGGACCCUGCUCCAGAAUAAUGCCAGCGCUGCUUUCCUGAACGCCCAGCUCAGUGAGACUGAGUGGCAAGUGUCAGAUGUGGCAAACUUCCUGUCAAAAGCCUCUGAGGACCAAAGACCUGCAGGGUCAGCAUACACCUGGAGAAACAUUUUCAACGAGACCGACCAGGCCAUACAGACCAUUUCUCGCUUCAUGGAGUGUGUAAACCUUGACAAGUUGGAGCCGGUAGCGAACGAGGAGCGUUUGGUCAACAAGUCUAUGGGUCUUCUGAAUCACCAGAAGUUCUGGGCUGGGAUCGUGUUUCCUGACAUAGUUCACAGCAAAAGCACUGACCUGCCACCCAAUGUCAACUACAAAAUCCGGAUGGACAUCGAUAACGUGGAGAGGACCAACAAGAUUAAAGACGGUUAUUGGGACCCUGGUCCCAGGGCAGACCCAUUUGAGGAUCUGCGGUACGUCUGGGGUGGAUUUUCUUACCUGCAGGAUGUCAUUGAACAAGGAAUUAUCCGCGCUGUCACUGGCACAAGAGAGAAGACAGGGAUCUACAUCCAGCAGAUGCCCUACCCCUGCUAUGUUGAUGACAUUUUCUUGCGAGUAAUGAGUCGAUCAAUGCCCCUCUUCAUGACUUUGGCAUGGAUGUACUCGGUCGCCAUCAUCAUUAAGGGCGUGGUGUACGAGAAAGAGGCCCGAUUAAAGGAGACCAUGAGGAUCAUGGGACUGAACAACGGCAUUCUGUGGGUCAGCUGGUUCAUCAGCAGUUUAAUCCCGCUGCUGAUCAGCGCCGGCCUGCUGGUGAUGCUAUUGAAGAUGGGCAACUUGCUGCCUUACAGUGACCCUGGAGUUGUUUUUCUUUUCCUGGGAUCUUUUGGCGUCGUGACCAUUAUGCAGUGCUUUCUCAUCAGCACCCUGUUUUCUCGUGCCAACCUGGCAGCAGCCUGCGGAGGCAUCAUAUACUUCACUCUUUACCUGCCCUACGUUCUCUGUGUUGCCUGGCAAGACUACGUCGGAUUUGGAGCGAAAAUUGUUGUGAGUCUGCUGUCUCCAGUGGCUUUUGGCUUUGGCUGUGAAUACUUUGCCCUGUUUGAGGAGCAAGGUGUGGGAAUCCAGUGGUCAAACUUACUUGCGAGCCCUCUGGAGGACGACAGCUACAACCUGACCACGUCUAUCUGUCUGAUGCUGUUCGACGCAGCUUUGUAUGGAGUUAUGACCUGGUACAUUGAAGCCGUUUUCCCCGGUCAGUAUGGCAUCCCAAGGCCUUGGUAUUUCCCUUUUACGAAGACAUAUUGGUGUGGAGAGAAAGAAAAUAAGAAUAUCUCCACCCCCCUUUCAAAGGGCAACGAUGCUGUUUUUAUUGAGGAGGAGCCAAGCCACAUUGAACCAGGGGUUUACAUUGAAAACCUGAUUAAGGUCUACAGUCAUGGAAACAAGCUGGCUGUGGAUGGACUGUCCCUGAGGUUUUAUGAAGGACAGAUCACCUCCUUCCUGGGCCACAAUGGAGCAGGCAAAACCACAACCAUGUCAAUCCUGACGGGACUCUUCCCACCCACGUCUGGCACGGCCUACAUCCUCGGCAAAGACAUUCGCUCUGAGCUCAGCACCAUCAGGCAGAAUCUGGGUGUCUGCCCCCAGCACAAUGUUCUUUUCAGCAUGUUGACCGUGGAGGAGCAUAUUUGGUUCUAUGGUCGCUUGAAAGGGCUUCCAGAGGAAAUGGUUAAAGCUGAAAUGGAACAAAUUGUGAAUGAUGUCGGACUGCCUCACAAGCGAGAUUCCCGUACGAACACCCUGUCAGGUGGGAUGCAGAGGAAGCUCUCAGUUGCCCUGGCUUUUGUUGGAGGCUCAAAGGUUGUCAUUCUUGAUGAACCUACAGCUGGUGUAGAUCCUUACGCUCGCAGGGGAAUCUGGGACCUGCUGCUCAAAUACAGACAAGGCCGCACCAUCAUUCUUUCCACUCAUCACAUGGAUGAAGCUGACAUUCUGGGUGACCGAAUUGCCAUCAUUUCCCAUGGCAAGCUGUGCUGUGUAGGCUCCUCGCUGUUCUUGAAGACUCACCUGGGCACGGGUUACUACCUGACCUUAGUCAAGAGAGACUAUGACUUGACCUUACAGUCCUGCCGUAAUUCUGCCAGCACAGUCUCCUACAGCAAGAAAACAGAAAAGGAGGACAGUGUAUCGGAGAGCAGUUCAGAUGCUGGUCUGGGCAGUGAACCAGAGAGUGAAACCACCACCAUUGAUGUCUCCCUCAUCUCCAACGUCAUUUUCAAGCAUGUUUCCGAAGCUCGCCUGGUGGAAGACCUCGGCCAUGAACUCACUUACGUCCUGCCGUACCAGUCUGCAAAAGACGGCGCUUUUGUGGAGCUGUUCCAUGAACUUGAUGACCGUCUCACUGACUUGGGAAUAUCGAGUUACGGAAUAUCUGAUACUACACUGGAGGAGGCAAGGAGUGCACUCAGCAUUUCACAGACAACACGGUCUGAAGCAGGAGUGUUUAUUUUUCUGAAAGUGGCGGAAGACAGUGGAGUGGAUGCUGUUGAACUUUCAGAUGGAGUCGUGCCAACCAGAACUCGUCGCCGUCAUGCGUUUGGAGAUCACCAGAGCUGCCUAAAGCCCUUCACAGAGGAUGACUUUGACUUCAAUGACUCUGAAGGUAAUCCAGAAUCUCGUGAAACCGACUGGCUCAGCGGAACAGACGGCAAAGGUUCAUACCAGGUCAAAGGUUGGAGUCUGAAGCGACAGCAGUUUGUUGCACUGCUAUGGAAACGAUUACUCUACGCACGCCGCUCCAGGAAAGGCUUCUUUGCUCAGAUUGUUCUUCCAGCAGUGUUUGUGUGCAUUGCCCUCACAUUCAGCCUGAUUGUUCCUCCAUUUGGAAAGUACCCCAGUCUUGCCCUGCAUCCCAGUAUGUACGGAGAACAGUUUAGCUUCAUCAGUAAUGACAUACCUGAAGACCCUCACACCAACAAACUACUUGGAGCUCUGAUAGAAAAACCAGGUUUUGGAACCCGUUGCAUGAAAGGAGAGCCUAUACCAGACACCCCCUGUACUGCAGUUGAAGAUGACUGGUUGCUGCCUGAAGUGUCCCAGUCUUUGACGGAUAUGUUUGACAAAGGAAACUGGACCAUGGAGAAUCCAUCACCCCUGUGUGAGUGCAGCUGUGGCGGGCGCAAGCGAAUGCUGCCCGAGUGUCCUGCUGGGGCCGGUGGACUUCCACCACCACAGAUGAGGAUCAGCGAUAAAGAUACUCUGCAGAACCUGACGGGAAGAAAUGUGUCCGACUAUCUGGUUAAAACUUAUGCUCAGAUCAUUGGCAAGAGUCUGAAGAACAAAAUUUGGGUCAAUGAGUUCAGAUAUGGUGGAUUCUCACUGGGUGCCAGAGGUUCCCAGGUUCUUUCCCACAAAGAUGAAAUUGACGUGGCAAUAGCUCAGCUGAGGAAACGCUUCCAUCUUGAGAGGGGAACGGCAUCAGAUCGUUUCUUUCGCAGUCUCUCCAGCUUUGUCCAAGGACUGGACUCCAAGAAUAACGUCAAGAUCUGGUUUAACAACAAAGGCUGGCACAGCAUUGGCUCUUUCCUUAAUGUGAUGAACAAUGCCAUCUUGCGUGCGAGUUUGCCAACUGGAAAAGACCCCGCAAAGUUUGGCAUAACUGCCUACAAUCAUCCUCUGAAUCUCACCAAGGAGCAGUUGUCGCAAGUCGCAUUGAUGACCACAUCGGUCGAUGUGCUGGUGUCGAUUUGCGUGAUUUUCGCCAUGUCCUUUGUCCCUGCCAGUUUCGUGGUCUUCCUCAUCCAAGAGAGAGUGAACAAGGCCAAACAUAUGCAUUUCAUCAGUGGAGUGCAGCCUUUCCUCUACUGGCUGGCCAACUUUGUUUGGGAUAUGUGUAACUACAUCGUUCCAGCAACCCUGGUCAUCAUAAUAUUUGUGUGUUUCCAACAAGAUGCCUACGUCUCCUCUACCAAUCUGCCAGUGCUGGCCCUGUUGUUGCUUCUCUACGGAUGGUCAAUCACCCCUCUGAUGUACCCAGCCUCCUUCUUCUUUAAGAUCCCCAGCACAGCCUAUGUGGUUCUCACUAGUGUCAACAUACUGAUAGGAAUUAAUGGAAGUGUGUCCACAUUUGUUUUGGAGUUGUUUGGAAGCAAUGAGGUCGGUGGCAUCAAUGACAUCUUAAAGAAUGUGUUCCUCAUCUUCCCUCACUUCUGCUUGGGUAGAGGACUGAUUGACAUGGUAAAGAAUCAGGCCAUGGCAGAUGCUUUGGAGAGAUUUGGUGAAAACAGGUUCCGGUCUCCUCUAGCCUGGGACAUGGUGGGAAAAAACCUGUUUGCCAUGGCCAUAGAGGGAGUUAUCUUCUUCUCUAUUACUGUCCUCAUUCAGUACCGGUUCUGCUUCAAGGCCAGAUCAUCCAUCAGCCAUCUGAAACCAAUCGGAGAGGAAGAUGAAGAUGUGGCGAGAGAGCGACAGAGGAUCCUAAGUGGUGGAGGACAGUCGGACAUCUUGGAACUGAAACAGCUCACCAAGAUUUACAAGCGGAAACAGAAGCCAGCAGUGGAUCGGCUGUGUGUCGGCAUUCCCCCCGGAGAGUGUUUUGGUUUGCUUGGAGUGAAUGGAGCAGGCAAGACCAGCACUUUCAAAAUGCUGACAGGUGACUCCAUAGUCACCAGUGGAGAGGCCUACCUGGCAGGCAAGAGUGUAACAGCAGAGAUUGACGAGGUCCAUCAAAACAUGGGCUACUGUCCUCAGUUUGAUGCUAUCAAUGACCUGUUGACUGGCAGAGAACACCUCGAAUUCUAUGCUAUCCUGAGAGGGGUGCCUGAGAAGGAAGUUUGUGAGGUGGCGGAGUGGGGAAUCCGCAAGCUGGGUUUGGUCAAAUAUGUGGACAAAGCAGCUGGCAGCUACAGCGGAGGAAACAUGAGGAAACUGUCAACUGCUAUCGCCCUCAUUGGAGGACCACCUGUUGUUUUUCUGGAUGAACCAACGACAGGCAUGGACCCGAAGGCACGUCGUGCACUUUGGAAUGCCAUCUUGAGUAUCAUCAAAGAGGGACGAUCUGUAGUCCUGACCUCCCACAGUAUGGAGGAGUGUGAGGCACUGUGCACCAGGAUGGCCAUCAUGGUUAACGGCAGGUUCCGCUGUCUGGGCAGUGUGCAACAUCUCAAAAACAGGUUUGGUGAUGGAUACACCAUCAUCCUUCGAGUGGCGGGGCCAGAUCCAGACCUUCGGCCAGUGAUGGAGUUCAUUGAACACGAGCUACCAGGGAGCACUCUGAAGGAAAAGCAUCGAAACAUGCUUCAGUACCAGCUUCCUUCAUCUCUCACCUCCCUUGCCCGAAUCUUUUCUCUGCUCUCAACGAACAAAGAGGCACUCAGUAUAGAGGACUAUUCUGUCUCUCAGACCACUUUAGACCAAGUGUUUGUAAAUUUUGCCAAGGACCAAAGUGAUGAGGACCAUCUGAAAGAUAUCCAUCUGAGCAAGCGGGACGCAGUUGUAGUGGACUUUUCCCAGCUAAAUAAUUUCCUCACGGACAACAAGACCAGGGAGAGCUGCGUCUGAUUCCACAUCCAUCAGUGGGAGUUGUUAUGCUUCAUCCACACUCCCCACAGAUAAGAGAUAUGGACCACGGAUCUGUGGAGGAGAAAAACUAUGUUCAUUUUUUUAUUUCUACUUUUUAGUCUUGUUUUAAUUGUUAUCAUUUCAGUGGGCCUGCACCUCAGCGCACAGCCUUUUUCUAAGGCAAGGACUGCAGGUAUCAUGACUGACACUGAAACAAGAAAAACUCAAUGCAAAUCAAUGCAAGCAACACAUAUAUAUAAGUGUAUUUAAGAUUAAAAAAAAGAUAUUCCCGUGAGGGUUGAAGACAGGUGCUUCUCCUUCACUUGGUGGACUGGAAGAAAGAAGACACUUCAAGCAAGGACAGGAUUUUAAUUCUGUGUUCGACUGGAAAGUCUGGUUGUUUCUCAUUGUUACUCAAUGUUAAAGAUGUGUACUGGGACUGAUGGAGAAAUUGUGAAAGGUUCCUCCCAAUUUCUCGACGUAGUAAAGGUAGUCUGUGGGACAGCAAACAUGCCACUCUGCCGAGUUCAUGAGAAUGGAAAACAAAAUCAUGUGGAUCAUUCACUGCCAGCUGUUGAGAGACUUUUUUAUUCAGGUCAAGUUUUCCUCGUUACCAAGCGCAGGUGUUUCAUAAUGAAAAUAAUGAUAAACAAACAAAAACAAAAAAA